CGUGGAAUGCGCCUGAACCGCUCCCUGGUUUGAGCGGCUUCCUCCCCAAGUCUAAGCCUGCCCCUGGUUUCUUCCCCUCGCGCGUAUUUAAACCCAUUUUCUCCUUCCCUAUUUCGUCACAUUCAGCUCAAAACCUUUUUCUGUUCUUUUCUUUCCUGGUUUUGAAAUCGAUGGAGAACACCGUCGGAUCGGUGGACGCCCUGGCGAAGGCGGCCGGGAACGUCGGGCUGGGGGGCGCUCCAGCCACGCACUGCCAUCCGGUGGAGCCGGCGGCUCCCGCCGGGGAGGCGACGCUUGGCCGCCACCUGGCGCGUCGCCUGGUCCAGAUUGGCAUCCGUGACAUAUUUACGGUUCCCGGCGACUUCAACCUUACCCUCCUCGACCACCUUAUCGCUGAGCCGGGGCUCAAUAACAUCGGAUGUUGCAACGAGCUAAACGCUGGGUACGCCGCCGAUGGCUACGCUCGCGCGAACGGUGUCGGUGCCUGCGUCGUCACGUUCACCGUCGGCGGCCUCAGCGUCCUUAAUGCUAUCGCUGGCGCAUACAGCGAGAAUCUCCCUGUUAUCUGCAUCGUCGGCGGCCCUAAUACGAAUGAUUACGGGACUAAUCGGAUCCUGCAUCACACCAUCGGUCUCCCAGAUUUCUCUCAGGAGCUUCGAUGCUUUCAGACCGUCACCUGCUAUCAGGCGGCGGUGAAUAAUUUGGAUGAUGCUCACGAGCUCCUCGACACAGCGAUCUCCACUGCUCUCAAGGAGAGCAAGCCGGUUUACAUCAGCAUCAGCUGUAAUCUUCCCGCUAUCCCCCAUCCAACCUUUAGCCACGAGCCGGUCCCCUUCUACCUUAGUCCCAGAUUGAGCAAUCAGAUGGGUCUAGAGUGCGCGGUGGCUGCAACUGCUGAGUUCUUGAACAAGGCGGUGAAACCGGUGCUAGUCGGCGGGCCAAAACUGAGGGUGGCUAAGGCCGGAGAAGCUUUCGUCGAGCUUGCUGAUGCAUGUGGCUAUCCUGUAGCUGUGAUGCCGUCCGCAAAGGGUUUAGUACCAGAAAACCUCCCCAGGUUCAUUGGCACCUAUUGGGGCGCGGUCAGCACAGCGUUCUGCUCAGAAAUUGUGGAAUCUGCAGAUGCCUAUCUCUUUGCAGGUCCAAUCUUUAACGACUACAGCUCCGUCGGUUACUCCCUUCUCCUCAAGAAGGAGAAAUCCAUCAUUGUUCAACCUGACCGAGUUAUCGUGGCCAAUGGCCCGGCUUUUGGCUGCAUUCUUAUGAAGGAUUUCUUCCAUGCUUUGGCCAAGAGGCUCAAGAAGAACACAACAGCCCAUGAGAACUACUGCAGGAUCUUUGUGCCUGAGGGUCAUCCCCUUGAGUCCAAGCCCAAGGAGCCUCUGCGUGUGAAUGUUCUCUUCAAGCACAUUCAAAGCAUGCUCUCUGGUACCAAUGCCGUGAUUGCUGAGACUGGAGACUCGUGGUUCAACUGCCAGAAGCUCAAGUUACCGGAGGGUUGCGGGUACGAGUUCCAGAUGCAGUAUGGCUCCAUUGGCUGGUCUGUUGGCGCCACCCUUGGCUACGCCCAAGCUGCCAAGGAUAAACGUGUCCUCGCCUUCAUUGGUGAUGGAAGCUUUCAGGUCACAGCUCAGGAUGUGUCAACAAUGAUAAGGUGUGGGCAGAACACCAUCAUAUUCCUCAUCAACAAUGGAGGUUACACCAUUGAGGUCGAGAUCCAUGAUGGACCUUACAAUGUGAUAAAGAACUGGAACUAUACUGCAUUAGUGGAUGCCAUACACAACGGGGAGGGGAAAUGCUGGACCACGAAGGUGCUGUAUGAGGAAGAUCUCAAGGCGGCGAUUGAGACCGCGACUGGAGCUAAGAAGGAUUGCUUGUGCUUCAUAGAGGUGAUAGUGCACAAGGAUGAUACGAGCAAAGAGCUUCUUGAAUGGGGUUCCAGAGUCUCUGCAGCCAACAGCAGGCCACCAAAUCCUCAGUAAAUAGUAUUUACUUGCCUAGCUUCUAUGAGUUGGUAGAUAAUCAAAUUAGUGAGUUUCCAUGUUUUCUGAGUUUUGCAUGUAUAAACGCUGCCGCAAUUUGCUUGUUAUGCUUGUUUCUGUUCCCUUUGUAAUCUUGGUCAAGGCAUCUUUGAACUGGUAAGUUUUUUGCUUGCAUAUCAAUCUUAGUUGUUAAAAUAA
Dendrobium catenatum is the source of this 2177-nucleotide messenger RNA. RefSeq names its product pyruvate decarboxylase 1. The transcript has 4 exons. Lineage: Eukaryota; Viridiplantae; Streptophyta; Magnoliopsida; Asparagales; Orchidaceae. The record is from RefSeq and is a predicted model, not a curated record. The coding region runs from base 171 to 1979 and encodes 602 amino acids. Gene Ontology annotation, molecular function: thiamine pyrophosphate binding; carboxy-lyase activity; magnesium ion binding.